This is a messenger RNA of Aethina tumida (small hive beetle), 546 nucleotides long. RefSeq names its product 60S ribosomal protein L27a (gene RpL27A). Gene Ontology annotation, biological process: translation. NCBI's taxonomy places the organism in Eukaryota, Metazoa, Arthropoda, Insecta, Coleoptera, Nitidulidae. Gene Ontology annotation, cellular component: ribosome; cytosolic large ribosomal subunit. Gene Ontology annotation, molecular function: structural constituent of ribosome. Bases 62 to 508 code for a protein of 148 amino acids. The record is from RefSeq and is a predicted model, not a curated record. The transcript has 5 exons.
CUAGGGAGAACGUUGGCAGACUGUGUCACUAGACUUUUCCUUCCUUCACAAAUCGUUCAUCAUGUCGACACACAAAAAGAAGACCAGGAAGCUUAGAGGGCACGUAAGCCACGGUCAUGGACGUAUCGGCAAACACCGCAAGCACCCUGGAGGUCGUGGUAAUGCUGGUGGUCAACACCACCACAGAAUCAACUUCGACAAAUACCAUCCAGGUUAUUUCGGAAAGUUGGGCAUGAGGAACUACCAUGUCAGGAAAAACACCAAGUGGUCCUCAGCCAUCAACUUGGACAAACUGUGGACCCUGGUCAGUGAGCAAACCAGGUUGAAAUACAAAGACCAUCCAGAAGGAAAGGCUCCAGUCAUUGACAUUGUCAAAGCCGGAUACUACAAACUUUUGGGCAAGGGAAGACUUCCCCCACAACCUGUUAUUGUUAAGGCCAAGUUCUUCUCCAAAUCUGCUGAGGACAAAAUCAAGGCUGUUGGAGGUGCUUGUGUUUUAAGCGCUUAAGUUUGUAUCCAUAAGACAAAAUAAAUUUAUAAAAAAUA